This is a messenger RNA of Papilio xuthus (Asian swallowtail), 1834 nucleotides long. Its product is annotated as protein RCC2 homolog. Gene Ontology annotation, biological process: negative regulation of GTPase activity. The transcript is spliced from 12 exons. Gene Ontology annotation, molecular function: small GTPase binding. The record is from RefSeq and is a predicted model, not a curated record. Lineage: Eukaryota; Metazoa; Arthropoda; Insecta; Lepidoptera; Papilionidae. Gene Ontology annotation, cellular component: membrane. Bases 136 to 1572 code for a protein of 478 amino acids.
UAAGUACUAGCUUUUGCCUGCAACUCCAUCCAAUAUGGGUUAAAAGGAUCCUAUGCCUGUCUUCUGGUUCUAAGCUACUUCUCCAACAAUGCUGAGCCAAAUUGGGGCAGCCGUUCUUGAGCUAUAAAUAUUAUCAUGUCUAAUAAUAAGCGCAAAAACCCAAUGCUCUGUGGCCCUACGCGGGUGCGUAAGGCACGUAGGCCUGUUUCUGAUGACGAUGACAGCAGUGAUUCCAACCAUUCGGAUCAUGCUCUACAAGAGCCGCCGCGAAACUUAUCUCCUCUUAUUGAAGAACCAAGGGAGAAGUUGCCAGAGGAGCUCUUGCAAACUUUUUACAAAACACCUGGUGUUUUGAUGAUUGCUGGGCUUGUUACCUGGGACAUGGUCGCUAAGAGGGAUAAGACUCCGACCCAGCGUGCUCAGCCCAACCUCUUCACUUUCCACAAGUUUACUGAUCGGAAGUACCGCCUGAUAGUAAGCGGCUGCAGCGCCGGCCAUUCCAUCUUAGUCUCUGAAGAAGGCGAUGCCUAUACUUUUGGUCGUAACACAUGCGGUCAACUUGGAUUUGGUGACACUGUCACUCGCAAUGUACCUGAAUUGGUUCCAAGAUUGAGAGGCAUGAACAUCAUACAUGCUGCAGCUGGCAGGAAUCAUUCCCUGUUUGUUACAGACACUGGUGCAGUUUAUGCAUGCGGUGAUAACAAAUGCGGACAAUGUGGUAUUGGGAAUACAACUCCUCAGAUACUUGAGCCCACCCGUGUGAGACAUACUGGAGCACCAAUAGUGAAGGUUGGAUGUGGUGCCGAAUUCUCAAUGAUACUGGAUUGUAACGGCGCUCUUCAUUCAUUUGGAUUGCCUGAAUUUGGCCAAUUGGGCCAUAACACCGAUGGAAAAUACUUUGUCUCAUCUACAAAACUGUCAUAUCACUUUGAGACAGUUCCAAGGCACAUUGGAUUCUUCUAUGAGAAAUCCAAAGAGGGAUAUGUGAUGGCCGUAAAAGAUGUUGACAUUGUCGACUUCUCGUGUGGAAAUAACCAUACGGUGGCGAUUGAUUCCAAGAAGCGCGCGUUCAGUUGGGGCUUCGGAGGCUUCGGCCGUCUCGGUCACGCUGAGCAGAGAGAUGAGAGCGUGCCGCGACUCAUUAAGUACUUUGAUCACCAGGCGCGUGGAGUGCGCUCCGUGCACUGCGGUGCCACCUACAGUCUCGCUGUCAAUGAACAUGGCAUGCUGUUUAUGUUUGGGCAGACUAAGCGCACUGGUGAAGCUAAUAUGUACCCCAAGCCGGUACAGGACCUUACUGGUUGGAGCAUUCGUACUGUGGGCACGAGCAACACAUCCGUAGUGAUAGCGGCUGAUGAUACUCUCAUUGCUUGGGGCGUUUCCCCCACUUACGGAGAGCUUGGAACAGGAGAGAUCAACAAGUCGACGGCGAAACCCCGUGAAGUUAGCAAAAUGGAGGGUCUCAAAAUAACGCAGGUGACAAUGGGAUACUCUCACACUCUACUGCUCUCCGACGACUCAACUGAGGAAGUGCAGAAAAAGUUGUCUCUGAUGCCAGUUUUCAAUCCUUAAGAAACAUAUGUACACCAUUUUAAAAUUCAUUCCAACAUUGCAUGAAAUAUUUAAUAAGUAUUAUUGUAUUGAGGAUAAUUAUUCUAUUCUUUCCUCGAUGAAAACAAUCUCAAUGUGAUUUAAUAGAUUAUUCAUACAUUGUGUGUAAAACACAUUUACUAAUUUACUUUUCUUGUAGCAUGCUGUGUUAAAAAUACUUAAGAACAAAUAUUUGACGUAGGAUAAAAAGGUUCGAUAUGUCUUAUUGGUGAUGUUCCGUUUU